UAUAUAUACAUAACUCUAUAUGUUUAGUUUGUACAUUUAUAAAUCAAUGUAGGACUAUAUAUCCCCAGACCAGAGUGAAUCUGAAAGAGACGGGCAAGACGACAGCGUCACCCCCCUCCCCGCCCGGUUCUUGAGCUUUAUUUACGAGUUUUAAGGCACCCCUUGUUCUUCACCAGGCCUCUCUCUCUCUCUCUCUCUCUCUCUCUCUCUCUCUCUCCUGUCUCUGUGUGUGUAUAAAUACAUACAUAUCGUUUGUGUAUGUGGGUAAUGUGUGAAAGGUCGGCAGCAGAAUGUGGAACCGAAGGGGAUGAAGAGCAGAGGAAUCUGAACUCUCUCUACGCGAAGACCCUUUUGUUCUUCUUGAUUAGUUGAGAUAUCUAUGGCUGAAGAUAUCUUUUCACUCAAUAAGGAUACUCUCAUCAUAAAGCCGCUCAAGAAAUCCCAAGUAUUGUUGAGGACGAUAGUUCUAAUAUUCUCAGUGGCCUUUGGUGUGCAUAUCUGCUCCAUCUGCGUAAAGCAAUCAAAUACCCUAACAGAUGGGGAACCUCUUAGCAUUAAAGUCAUUGACAAGCCUUGUUGUGAUGAUGGAUGUGAUAAAACCCAAAUUCCCCAUUUGCAUUAUCCAAAGCCUGAAACCUUUAGCAGGGCUGAAUGUGCGUGUCAUCCCGUGCGAUUAUUUGUAAUUAUCUCAAUGCAAAGAUCGGGAAGCGGAUGGUUUGAAUCAUUAUUAAAUAGUCAUCUAAAUGUGAGUUCCAAUGGGGAGAUAUUUUUGGUCCACCAAAGAAGGGAUAAUAUGUCUUCAAUUACGAGGACUUUGGAUAGAGUUUACAACUUGGACUGGCUUAGUAGUGCUUCAAAAAAUCAUUGCUCGGCUGCAGUUGGCUUCAAAUGGAUGCUUAAUCAGGGAUUAUUGGAGCACCAUGACGAAAUUGUGGAGUAUUUCAAUCGUAGAGGGGUCUCUGUAAUAUUUCUCUUUCGAAGAAAUCUGUUGCGUCGGAUGGUUUCCUUGCUUGCAAAUUCGUAUGAUCGAUAUGCUAAGCUGUUAAAUGGGACCCACAAAUCUCACGUGCACUCACCAGCAGAGGCAGAAGCACUGUUGAAAUUCAAGCCAUUUAUUGAUUCCAGUUCAUUGAUGAAUGAUUUGAAGGAAAUGGAGUUGACUGCUGCCAAAGCAUUGGAAUACUUCCGAAGCACCAGGCACAUCUUUUUGUACUAUGAAGACCUUAUCAGGGAUCCCACUAAAUUGGUGGAUGUGCAAGAGUUUCUGAAGGUGCCAUUGAUGAAAUUAACGAGCCGUCAGGUUAAGAUACACCAAGGAUCACUGACAGAACUAAUUUGGAAUUGGGAUGAGGUGAACAAGACACUCCAAGGCACAACUUACGAGAGCUUCCUUGGUGCUGACUAUUGACCUAACUUCUACCCUAACUUGUGGAUGGUGCAAAUAACAUGUUCAACUAAUUAUUGUUGCAGAUUUUUUGCUUACAUGAAGUUUCCGAACUUGCUGUCUGAGUGUGAUACUUGUACUUAUUUCUGUCUCUUCUAGUAGUUAGCGUAAUCCCAUCUUUUUUAUUCCGGUGUAAUCUUAUGUUAUCGAUUUCCCUGUUUGUUGAGCAUAUACCAGUCAUGUAUAUUUAGUUUUACUUGGUUUGUUGUCUGGGGGGCAGGCGCAUUCUCAGCGUAGUGAUUCUUUCUUGUAUUUUGGUCUCGAAUUUUGUUGCAUGAAAUGCCAGAUACAUUGAGGAAAGAUGUUAGAGCCAGGGUUAUUACUAUUUUUUUGUAUUUAAGCAGUUACUUUGUGUCAUAAAUCCAUAUCAUUCAUCUCCA
Messenger RNA from Rhododendron vialii, 1824 nucleotides. RefSeq lists its product as uncharacterized. Bases 380 to 1408 code for a protein of 342 amino acids. The transcript has 6 exons. NCBI's taxonomy places the organism in Eukaryota, Viridiplantae, Streptophyta, Magnoliopsida, Ericales, Ericaceae. Gene Ontology annotation, molecular function: sulfotransferase activity. The record is from RefSeq and is a predicted model, not a curated record.